This is a messenger RNA of Notolabrus celidotus (New Zealand spotty), 4518 nucleotides long. RefSeq lists its product as uncharacterized. The transcript is spliced from 4 exons. Lineage: Eukaryota; Metazoa; Chordata; Actinopteri; Labriformes; Labridae. The record is from RefSeq and is a predicted model, not a curated record. Bases 349 to 2184 code for a protein of 611 amino acids.
CUACUCUCGUGUUUCCUCCUUUCCUCUCUCAGCAUGGCUCCUCCGGUCAGUCUCCUCCGUCCUGCCUCCUCUCUCCCCCAGCAGAGUUAAGAGCUCUGGGCAGCUGCCUGCUUCUGAGAAGUCACAUGACUUACAGAAACUGAGCUGCAGGGGAAAAAAAGUGAAGGGAAGAAUCUCUACUGCAGUCAUAGGACCAAUCCCAGAGCCUGAACUUACUUUCAAUUUCACCAUUCUCUAAACACUGCAGAGAGUGUUUGGCAGCAGACUCCACCUAAACUCCACAACUCAACUUUAAGCAACAGACUCUCUCUCUUGUAGAAAUAUCAGCAGGACACAGAAACCUCCACCAUGUCCACUGCAGACCAGCUGCUGGAGCAAAUGUACUCCUGGAUCGAUCAGAGGGAGCAAUGUGCAGAGAAGCUGAAGAAGCUGGCCCGAGAGCUGGAGUCACUCAGGAAGAAAUGUAACGCCAGUGAAUGUGUCGGCAGCUCAGUGGCUGUGGUAGGAAGUGCAUGUUUGAUCGGAGCUGGCGUGGCCACUCUGUUGACCGGCGGUGCAGCUGCUCCCUUCUUAGGAUUAUUAGGAGGAGCGUAUACAGGGGUAGGUGUUGGGAUAUCUGUGAUUACUAAAAUCACUGAGCACCUCUCGUCCAGUAGCACCAUGAAAGAUGCAGAGAAGAUAGAAAGAAAAAGCAGUGAAAUUACAAAAAACAUCCAGGACCUGUUUGAGCAGCUGAAGACAGAGACGCAGCUGAAGAAAGAGAUGCAGCUGAAGACAGAGACGCAGGGGAGGAGUUACUCUGUGGAUCCCAACGACCUGGAUCAAGAGGUCACAAAUGAAAUCCUAAUAGCCAUUGCCAGGCGAAGUGGACUGCAGCUUCAUAAUGUGCACAUGUUCAAACAGCCCUUUUUUUUUAACGAAGGUGACAUGUUGCACAACCCGAGCUUCUCUCACCUUAGUAUCACAGUUGGACUUGUCGGUGUUUUAGCAUUCUUUACACUGAAACCAAAAGGGAAGAAGUUUGAACUUCUGUUUGUUAAAGGAGGCCAACAACUGGCCAAAGAAGUCUCUAAAACUGGACUUAAAACAGCCCUUAAAGGAGGCGCCAUGGUCGCAGGGGGAGUUAUUGGAUUGGCAUUUGCACUUCCUGAGGCGAUUGAUCAAUGGAAAGAAGCUGUCAAAAACAAUCACGUGACCGAAGCGAGCCAAUCACUGAGAGAUACAGCUGACGACCUCCAGAGGAUCAGCAGGACCCUGAGGAAGCAGCUGGAUGAGAUUCAACAAACGUUUAGGGAUUUUGAAGAACUGAAGUGCUGCAUUGAAAACAGCGACAGAAGCUCCAAGCAAAAGGAGAACUUUAUCAAAACUGUCAAAAAAUAUUGCGAUAAUCAAGUAAUCUUGGGAUGGCUGAACAAAGUGUAUGAUACUGAGGUCUUCUUCAAACUUGUGGACUUGUUUUACCUUCUGAAACAAGAGCUCGAUAAGAAAAAGAAGAAGACGGACAGAGAGGAGAUCGACAUCAUCUUUGUGGCACAUGGAUCCAUUGAAGAGCCUCUGAUGUCAGCCAGCAGUCUGCUCCCCCUGUCCACAAUCGAAGACGUGGUCCUGUAUUCUCCCUGGAACUGUGCUAUUGAUUCAUGUUCAGCUUAUGGUAUUGCUACAGGAAACCUUGAGCCUGAGCAAAGGGUCUUCCUCUGUACCAACAAUAAAUGUCCCACUCCUCAUGAUGGCCACAGACCCACCAAACUGCCCCAUUGCUGGAACUCAAUGAAGAAUGCUGGAGCACGGAUGAUCCCAAACAUCCUUGUCAGCCCUCUGAGAAAGCCAGAAGAUAAGGCGUGGAAAGGCUUCCUGUUUCUUCAAGGCAAAUAUGGUGAGCCUGGGAGAAACCGAGUUGUUAUUCCGUACAUGCUGCCAAGAGUUUUCGGUUACUCGAUGACGUUCCCGCUUUAUGUCGUCACUCUGGCCCUGUCGCUAGUGCUCUUCAUCUUUCCAUUCAAAGCAACUUUCCACCUCGCUGCUUGUCUGGGUAGAUCUUCACCAACAACGCUGUCCGAGCAGGGUGAGAGCCUGAACCAGCAGUAUUCAUGCACUAUUGACGACACAGCAAUGACAUGCCCAGAGGGAAUGUUUUAUGAACACCCUGAGCUGUACAGAGCUCUGAGGGCUGUGUUUGAUCGAUAGGUCAUUUCCAUAGACUGUAUAAAAUAUGGUUGAGUAUCCGUGACGUCACCCAUCUGUUCCUGAGAUCUGUUUUGAAGCCAAUCGACGGCGGCAGCCAUAUUGGAAAUGCGGAACUCAACCAGGCAGAGUGUGACGUAGUGUGAGCCUCCUAGCCAACAGCUAUGUGUUUCCGACCAGGAGUCACGUCAGUCAUGUCCUUAUUUGGGCAAAAACUUAUAAUCUUAAUAUCUUCUGAACCGUCAUGUUAGAAAAUAAUUCACCCCCCAUACAGUGUGUGCCAUUAGAGAGAUUAGCUUCAUAGAGCCAAGCCGUUUUUUGAACCAGGCUGUUAACAUGUUUAUUAAUGCUGCAAAGGUCGUCUUUAUCCCAUUCAUGUCUAUGUGGUUUCUGAUGUUUCUGCAGCCAGCCUCAAGUGGAUUCUUGAUGUAUUGCAGUUUAUAACACUUCAGCAUGGGCUUCAUCGUUUGAGACCGGAGGUUGCCGCUUGGUCAUUUCACUGCAAAAACUACAGGAGCCCCGAGGGCUCAAAUUAAUCCUAAGAAAGAGACAAAAGUCGUGGAAAUUAAGAUAAACAUUUUGACCACAGACAAAUAAUCUAGAAAAUGCAACAGAUAUAUACAAUACAACCCAAACCCCCAAAAGCCUUCUGAAAGCAGCUGCAUGAAAAUGUAGUGAGGCAGUGGGUGCAUAGUGAGUACAGGUGGAGGGACAUUUCUUUUGGGUAACAGUCCUGUCACUCAUACGCGAUGAACUGUUGUAAAUAUAUAAAAAAUGACGUUAAAUCUGUAUAAUCAGAAUAACUAAGGGAACCUAAUCUUUGACCAUUACAUCCGAUGACUUUCCAGUGAAACACAUAGACAUGUCAGUUCAAAUUCCAUUUCACUGACAGUCAGGACACCAAAAAGGUGUUAUCAUAAUCAAAUAUUUCAUAUAAGUCGAUAUCGAUAAUUAUCACCAUAAAUAUCAAAUUAUUGUUUCAUUUAAAUGAUGAAAUUUUUGUUUUCUAAUAAGCUUCUUGAAUCCAUUAUUUCUGACAGUGCUAACAGGAAGCUUCUUACAACUGUCAUUCUAGCAUUAUCCAGUUGUACCAGUGACACGAUAUCAGGAGAAAAGUUAUAACGCAUAUAUAAUACUGUAACAACUCUACUGUUUGUUAAACGUGUUCAGUGUAGAUGCUCUUAAUUCCUACAGUGUUGACAGUCAGUGAAGGAAUCAGGAGAGGUGUAGAGUGUGAGCUGGAGAGAGGAGAGGACAAGAGGAGAAGUUCUUCAUUCAUUCAAACUUUGAUUGUUGUUUUGUUGGUUGGCGUGAUCACGGCCGACAGUGACCCGUUGUUAAAACUCAACGUGUUCACGAAUCGGCUCGUCAUCCCUACAGCGUCCGGACGGACGCUACAGUUCAUCUACAUUUUCUGUAGGACUUAGUAAAUGUCAUUCAUUCUUCUGCUUGUCAGAGCCCCCGUGGUGAGAGCUUUUUAGACUCUGAUCCGGACUACAGUCCUGAGCAAAGCACCUCAUCAGGUCAGAGGGGACAGGCUUGAGGUGGAGCGAGAGGGGCAGUCAAUAGAGUCAGGGGAAGCAGAGGCAGGAGACGGGGACUCCAGGGUGCACGCCAGGGAAAAUGUACGCGCAGGAGGCGGGCAGAACUGCAGGACGGGAUUUGAUUGGUUUAAAAUUUUGGGUCCCAAAAAACGGUGAUUGGUUGGUGUUUUCCCAGGUUUACUCCGGCUGUAGAUAGCAAAUUUUCUUCGCUCUUUUUUAAGAACACAUUAUGUAUUGAUUGCCAUCAGGACUUAAAUAUCAUUUUAACCAGUAUAACAAAAAGUGUAUCUUAAUCUGAUUACCAACCCCAGCUUUAAAAUGAGAUUUAGUUUGUAGAUUCUUAUUUUUCACAGGUUGAAGUAAUUUGCAUAACUUGAUUUAAAUUUACAACAAAGAUAUAUUCAACUGUAUACUGUAUGUAAUUACAGGUUUGUUUAUAUCAAAUUUGUAUUGAACAUUUGUAAUAUUUAUAUUGAGAAAAAAUUAUACCACGAUAAUUAUCGUUAUUGAAUUAUCGCCCAGCCCUAGAUACGCUGACACCAAAUACAGCCACAUUUCUGUGUCUGGAUUGUUUUUGAGACUUGUUCUUUUUCUGUUAUUUUCUUUUUUCAUAAUGUGUUAGGACUUUGUAUUUUUGUGAAUCAAAAGUAAUCUUGAGUAGCUGACUGAUUCAAAGAGACAAGCAGUCACUGAUCAUAGAUAACAGUUAAAAUGCAUUAUGUUGUGUUUGCUACAGUUUGGAAUUCAAAUGUUCAAAGUGUAGUGCUAAUAAAACAGAUUAUUGCUGCAUGAA